Messenger RNA from Naegleria fowleri, 2412 nucleotides. RefSeq lists its product as uncharacterized. NCBI's taxonomy places the organism in Eukaryota, Heterolobosea, Eutetramitea, Acrasida, Naegleriidae. The record is from RefSeq and is a predicted model, not a curated record. The transcript has a single exon. The coding region runs from base 1 to 2412 and encodes 803 amino acids.
AUGUCUUUCCAACAAGAACCAAAAAAUCCAAACAUGGAAGAAUACGGAUUGGCGGGUUCCAUUCUCAAGAAGAAACAGCAGCACUCUCCCAUGAAUACAAGUGGAGGUGAUGAUACUACCACAGCAGCAUACACCCAGGUAUCUUCUCCGUCCUCCUCCUCCUUCUCCUCAUCAAUACCCUUGGUGGUGGAACAUGAUCAGUCUUUUUCCGAGGGUCAGGUGGACCUCUUACGAACUCCCAUUUUCAUUCCCCUUGAUCUCUGGCUGAAUCAAGUGGGAGCUUACUUGGAUCCGUACGAUUGGCUGUUCGGAUUGUUUCCAAUCUUUGAGAGGAAUAUUUAUUCAAAAACACAUUUUGAAACAAGAGUCGUGAUGAAAGAAGAAGAAGGAAUAUCCUCUCCUUCUUCCUUCCAUUCACUCAUUUAUGGAAUGAAGAAGCGAGGAGUGGUUGAAAUUGAACAACAAUAUGCUCUCUUCUUUUCUCAACUGGCUCUCGUGAUUUUGAAACGUAUCAUGCGGUUUGGUAGUUUGAAAAAUCCUAUGGGAGGAAUUGCCAAUAGUCAUGGUAUUCCCAAAUCAUUUGUUUAUGCGGAGGCUGUCCGAUUGAAAGUUCCUUCAUGGACCGAAUUUAUACAAGUAAUUUAUGAAAAUUCAAGUAAUGAAUUGAAUUUUUCGCCCAAUAUUUAUCGAUCAUGGGUCAAGUUUGCAAAAAAGAUCAUCUUUCAUUGGCGGAGCAAGACUUUUUUGAUUGGCCAAUUGAAGGAGUAUUUGACAAUUCCAUCUGAGCAAUCAGAGUUGAAAAUUCACGACAUUAGAUGGAAUGUUUGUCUCUCACUCUCUGAGAAUAUUCAUUGGUCGACACCUUCCAAGUCAUCCUCUUCCUCCACAACAAGGAGCGACAUCGAUUUGAAUGAUACCACCAUUCUUCCGGCAAGAUUAUGUGACACAGCUACAAUGAGAAGAACCAAUGCAGGGUUUUCCCUGAUUCAACUGAGAUUUUCAAAGAAAUUCCUAGCAUCCAGAUUGGAAUCUCUCAUCAAUUUUGGAAUAUCAAGAACGAAUGAUUCAAAAUACCUCCAUGUGACUCCAGAAAAUGUCAACUCCAUUGCUACAUUUUUCUUUAAGAACAAAAUUGAAAAAUUGAAGGACAUUUGUAGCGGAAGCAUGAAAAGAACCUCGAAUGAAGUUGCCUUCGACAAUCCUUUCCUCACCCCAGAGUGGAUUCAAGUGACAGGCUCUUUAACCAUUCCUACACAAACGCAAUCUCCUUUCAAGCUUUAUAUCAUACAUGUUCAUGAUUUUGAGCUUUUAGAGAAUACUCGUGAAAAAAAACAUCUCUUCAAUCCAGACCAAACAGACACCAUACUUACCAGCAUUCUUCAUCAACGCGAAUUACUACAACAAAGUCAUUUUGACAUUGAGAAUGCCAAUUCCAGUUUCAUGACUGGACUCAUUUAUUGUAAAUCUGCCACUCUCUUACAUAUGGAUGUCCGUGACAAUAAGAGAUUAACUUUCAAAGUGGAGCCUCAUGUGAAAUUGGAACAACAAGUGAAAAAAACAUUCAUGGAACGAGUUAAAAAGUUCUUUGAAGAGUUUGACACUUCCUACGCAUUGGAGAACGAACACGAACGAACAAAUAUCAUGACUCUGUAUCAUAUUCAUCCAAAAUUGUAUCCAAUGUAUGGACUGAAGUGGCCAUCCAGUAUUGGAACCAUUCGACCUCUCAAGUUCUUACUCAAACCAGGAGAUUCUAUUCGAUUCAAAGGAAGAUUAUUGGACUCGAAGAACGUGUUGGCCUAUGAGGUGAGGUUGAACAAACCUUCCUUGUACAUUUGUACUCCCUAUGAGUUGCUGAAUGACAUUUUAUUUAAAGGGUCAUUUUUAGGGCUCUCUUUUUACUUGAGCUACAAGAAACUUUAUUUGGAUUAUUUGGAAGCAUUGAAAGAAACAGAAUCUGACAGUAGUCAUGUGACACUAUCUCAGUAUUUAAUGUAUUCCAUGGCAAAAGAAACUCUCAAAUUGAAUAUUGGAUUGUUGAUUUAUUAUAUUAUGGUUAAUUGGCCCUCCAAAUUUAUUCAAAUGUUUGCCUCUUUUCUUGGAUUCCGCAAGUUACCUGUUGGAACUGAUUUUGUGAAUCGAAUUUUGGAGAAUAUUAAUGCAGUCAUUUUGUUGUGUUUCCUCCUAGAGUCCAGAAGAACCAAUUCACAAUUCCACAAAGUAUCUGCAUCGUUUAUUAUGGACUACAUGAAAUGGAUUGCUCAAUGGUACUUGUUAUUCUUUGGUUUCAAAAUUGGUUACACUGCAUUGCCAACUUUCCUUAAGGCUGGUUCGCGCAUUGGUGGUUAUUUGAGACAAAAGUUUUACCAAAUACGAUGGUUCUUUUUUGAUAAGUUUUUCAACAAGAAUUUUUGA